Molecule: messenger RNA, 1073 nt
Organism: Merops nubicus (carmine bee-eater)
Lineage: Eukaryota; Metazoa; Chordata; Aves; Coraciiformes; Meropidae
Product: chromosome unknown open reading frame, human C17orf75
Exons: 9
Cellular component (GO): trans-Golgi network
Source: RefSeq, a predicted model, not a curated record
AUCAACCCCAAGAACGGCUGGGCUUGACUUUCAGAUCCUCGCAGCAGGGAGCGGGCAGCGGGGAUGGCAGUCCCGGCGGUGCCGCGGCAGAGACACCCUCCAGCGAAGACUUCAGCCUCUCCUUGCUGGACACUAACUUACCAGCUGAAGCGGAGACUGAGCUGCGCGGUUUUAUCGCUAAGCGUCUCUCUAAAGGAGCCCUGUUUGAAGGAAUGGGCAAUGUAGCAUCAGUGGGGCUGAGCAUACCAGAGUAUAAGGUUGGCUGUUAUUACUGUCGUUUCCAACAAGAGAAUCUAGAAAUGGCAGCGCUGGAAUCAGACAUCAAUGUUCCAGAAUAUGUGGUUUGUUUCUUGGGUGGCUCAGAGAAAGGUCUGGAACUUUUCAGACUUGAGCUGGACAAAUACAUUCAAACUCUGAAGAUAAAGCUUGAUUUGGAGCAAAAAACCUUGGAGACCUGUGUGAACCCCUACUUGAGGAGCUGGUUUGAGGAUGCCAUAUGCCCUAUUGAGAGAGUAGUUCAGCUCUUCCAGGAGAAACUUGCCUCUCUGUUACAUGCUGCUUUGAGUUAUACUCCUGUGGAAGUGAAAAAUGCAGAUGAAAGAACACAAAAAGACAUUAGCAGGUUCCUCGCAGCUGCUAGCCUCCAAGGACUUGUUCAGGAAGGCACAAUGACUUCCUUGUGUAUUGCCAUGACUGAGGAACAGCACAAGUCCAUGAUUAUAGACUGCAGUGGACCUCAGCCUCAGCUGCAUAAUGCAGGAAGCAACAGGUUCUGUGAGGACUGGAUGCAGGCUUUUGUGAAUGGUGCUGAAGGGGGAAAUCCAUUUCUCUUCCGGCAGAUUUUGGAAAACUUCAAAUUGAAGGCUAUCCAAGACAUUAACAACCUGAAGAGGUUUAUCCGCCAGGCUGAAAUGAACCACUAUGCCCUGUUCAAGUGUUACAUGUUUCUGAAGAACUGUGGCAGUGGAGACAUCCUUCUGAAGAUUGUUAAAGUAGAACAUGCAGAAAUGCCAGAAGCCAGAAAUGUAGUGACUGUCCUUGAGGAAUUCACAAAAGAAACAGCAGUGGCUUAA